Messenger RNA from Daphnia carinata, 1731 nucleotides. RefSeq names its product transmembrane protease serine 9-like. The transcript is spliced from 10 exons. Bases 99 to 1709 code for a protein of 536 amino acids. Gene Ontology annotation, biological process: proteolysis. Gene Ontology annotation, molecular function: serine-type endopeptidase activity. NCBI's taxonomy places the organism in Eukaryota, Metazoa, Arthropoda, Branchiopoda, Diplostraca, Daphniidae. The record is from RefSeq and is a predicted model, not a curated record.
AGGAGAUAUGCUGAUAGUUUAGUUAGCAUUGAUUUGAACUCGUUGAGUCGAGAACAAAUAACGAAGAAGAAGCGCACGUGGAACAUAGGAUAACUGAAAUGUUGAAGUUAAUUUUCGUUUUGGUGUUUGGAUCAGCAGUAGCAUCAGUACAUUGUCUUACGUCCCGGAUUAUUGGUGGAUCUAAUGCUGGACCGGGAGAGUUCCCAUUCGUGGCGCAAAUACAAGUUAACGGCCAGCAUUGGUGUAACGGGUAUAUAUACAACGAUAAAUGGAUUGUAACAACAGCUGCCUGUGUUAUUGGAUAUCGUCACCAACCCGACGCCUUGACGGUGAUCGUUGGACGAACUGAUCCGAAUAAUCUGGGAACCGAACAAAUUAUUCCAGUUUUUGCCAUUCAAAUUCAUGAGAAUUACGACCAUAGCAGCAGGUCAAAUAAUGUUGCCAUGCUACAGCUUUCGGCGGCCAUAGUAAUAGGAAAUGAUGCCACAACAAUUGCUUCCGGCUACCUUAAUGCAAGUAAGGAGGCUACUGUUGCUGGCUGGACCGAUGGAAGUGCAGGUGAAAUGAAAACUCUCAGAUAUACUAACGUUCCAAUCCGACCAGAGGAUGCAUGUUCUACAGUUUACAAUCAGUUAUGGAAUAAUGCCAGCAUGUUCUGCGCUGGAAAUGCCACAAAUGAUGCGUGUAAUCAAGGAGAUUCAGGUGCACCAUUGUUACAACGGACAACGCCGGAAGGCUUUCAUGUCGUUGGACUAGUUUCGCAUACAAUCGGAUGUGGUGAUCCGCUGUACCCUACCGUGUAUACGCGUUUAUCGUCAUAUUCUACCUGGAUGGAAGACAAAGGAGGAGCUCAGUUCAUCUCAACUACGGAAAUCGAAGAGGAGUUAACUGACUCAGCUACAGAUAUCACAACGACAGGGACUUACUCAACUGCAGAAAUCACAACGGAGGAAAUUGUUCUUACAUCCCCCGUCGCUUACCGGUGCUCUACAGCUAGCGGCCCUAAUCAAUUUCCAUUCAUGGUCUCUGUUUUAAGCAGUAGCACGCUGAGUCAUCUUUGUGCUGGUUUUAUCUACAACGAAAGAUUUAUUGUCACAGCGGCUUCUUGUGUCAUUCGGAAAACAGGAUCGAUGCUUAACGUUACGGUUGGUCAGUACCGAUUUGACAGACCUGACACAGCUGAAAAAAUAUUUCCCGUCAUUGCGGUCACCCUUCAUCCAGGAUACAGGGAAUCAAAUCAAACGAAUAACAUAGCCAUUGUCCAGAUUUCAGGAACUAUCACGUUUGGAGAAGCUGUUAACUUUAUCUACUAUGACUCAGUUAUGAAUAACAAUCCGUGUUCCGUUGCUGGAUGGGCUUCAACUUUAGUUGAUAGCUGCGUACGAUCCUUGAGUCUUUUGUGGGACAAUAGCGAAAUCAUCCAGACAAAUGCGGACUGUUCUCAGUCACUGAUGUCCAGCUUCGAUUCAUCCACCAUGCUUUGCACAAAAAAGGCCGUUGAUAACUGUGAAUUUGAAAGUGGAGCUCCGUUAAUCCAGGGUACUCCGCCGGUUGUCGUUGGAAUCAAGUCUGUGUCUCAGGAAUGUGUCAAAUCCUCGCACGUUGUCUACACUCGCAUUUCCUACUACUUCAACUGGUUGAUCAGCGUGGCCGGAUACCAACCUUUGCCUCCUGCAAGCAGAUUUAAUUCCAGGCAUCCAUAUUUGUAAAGGCACAUAUACGCUGUAUAUC